Neofelis nebulosa (Clouded leopard) is the source of this 962-nucleotide messenger RNA. Its product is annotated as olfactory receptor 4F3/4F16/4F29-like. Lineage: Eukaryota; Metazoa; Chordata; Mammalia; Carnivora; Felidae. Gene Ontology annotation, molecular function: G protein-coupled receptor activity; olfactory receptor activity. The transcript has a single exon. Gene Ontology annotation, cellular component: membrane. Gene Ontology annotation, biological process: G protein-coupled receptor signaling pathway. The coding region runs from base 24 to 962 and encodes 312 amino acids. The record is from RefSeq and is a predicted model, not a curated record.
UGUCACCUCUGUUUGCAGAGGCAAUGGAUGGAGCCAACCAAUCUGUGGUAUAUGAGUUUGUGUUCCUGGGGCUCUCUAAUUCAUGGGAGAUCCAGCUUCUUCUUUUCUUAUUUUCCUCUGUGUUCUACAUGGCAAGCCUAAUGGGAAAUCUCCUCAUUGUGUUCUCUGUGAGUACUGACCCUAACUUGCACUCUCCCAUGUACUUCCUGCUGGCCAAUCUCUCCUUUCUUGAUGUGGGGGUUUGCUCUAUUGCAGCCCCCAAAAUGAUUUAUGACCUCUUCAGAAAACGCAAAGCCAUCUCUUUUGGGGGUUGUAUAUCUCAGAUCUUCUUUAUUCAUGCUAUUGGGGGAACAGAAAUGGUGCUGCUCAUUGCCAUGGCCUUUGACAGAUAUGUUGCUAUAUGUAAGCCUCUCCACUACCUGACCAUUAUGAGCCCACGAAUGUGCAUUUUGAUUUUGGCUGUAGCCUGGGUCCUUGGCCUCAUCCACUCAGUGGCCCAAUUGGCUUUUGUUGUAGACUUGCCUUUCUGUGGUCCUAAUGUAUUGGACAGCUUUUAUUGUGACCUUCCUCAGCUCAUUAAACUUGCCUGCACAGAGACCAAUAGGCUGGAGUUCAUGGUCACAGCCAAUAGUGGACUCAUCUCUGUGGGUUCUUUCUUUAUACUGAUUAUUUCUUACAUCAUCAUUCUGGUCACAGUUUGGAAACACUCUUCAGGUGGGUUAUCCAAGGCCCUCUCUACUUUGUCAGCUCAUGUCACUGUGGUGGUUUUAUUCUUUGGGCCAUUAAUCUUCUUCUACACCUGGCCCUUCCCGUCAUCACACUUGGACAAAUUUCUUGCCAUCUUUGAUGCAGUUCUCACACCUUUUCUGAAUCCAGUCAUCUACACAUUCAGGAACAAGGAGAUGAAGGCAGCAAUGAAGAAACUCUGUCAUCAGCUUGUGAGUUACAGGAGGAUGUCCUAA